This is a messenger RNA of Stegodyphus dumicola, 815 nucleotides long. Its product is annotated as putative nuclease HARBI1. The record is from RefSeq and is a predicted model, not a curated record. Lineage: Eukaryota; Metazoa; Arthropoda; Arachnida; Araneae; Eresidae.
UUUCAGGUACUUUGUGCCUUACGGUUUUUUGCAUGUGGUUCAUACCAGCAGUCUAUAGCAAAUGAAUUCUGCCUCCAAGUCAGCCAGCCUACUGCUAGUAGAGCAGUUUCACAUGUUGCUGCUGCUAUUAACAGAAAAUUACUCAGAAAAUGGAUAAAAUUUCCAAAAACUUCAAGACAGCAGCAAGAACUGAAAACUAAUUUUAUGCGAUUGGCUGGUUUUCCUGGUGUAAUUGGGGCAAUAGACUGCACUCAUGUGAAAAUAGUGGCACCUCCACGUAAUGACAGCACUUGUCCUGAGCACAUUUUUGUUAAUAGGCAUUGCAGUCAUUCUAUAAACGUGCAAAUGAUAUGUGAUGCAAACCAAAAAAUUAUCAGUUGCAAUGCUAAGUUUCCUGGAUCAACACAUGAUGCUUUCAUAUGGAGGACAUCAGCUGUCAGAAGAAUAAUGCAAGAAAUAUCAUCGGCUGAAAAUACUACUUGGCUGUUAGGAGAUAGUGGUUAUCCUCUUGAGGAAGGUUUAUUAACUCCACGACUGGAUUCAUUAGAAAAUUCUCCUGAUCAAAGAUAUAAUGUUGCUUUGUGCAAAACAAGGAAUGUGAUAGAGAGAUGCUUUGGAGUCUUAAAAUCAAGAUUUAGUGUCUGCUAGGAGAAAAAGUUUUGCAUUACAGACCACAAGUAGCAGGAAAAAUAAUAAACGCCUGUGUAGUCCUGCACAACAUGUGCAACGCUCAUGGGCUGCCAGAUCCAGCACUUGUGGAAUGUGAAGAAAUUCCUUCAGAAAUUGAAAGAGGCACUUCACAUGCAAGAGCAAUC